Molecule: messenger RNA, 2421 nt
Organism: Candida albicans SC5314
Lineage: Eukaryota; Fungi; Ascomycota; Pichiomycetes; Serinales; Debaryomycetaceae
Product: ubiquitin ligase complex subunit
Exons: 1
Coding region: 1-2421 (806 amino acids)
Biological process (GO): ERAD pathway
Cellular component (GO): endoplasmic reticulum membrane
Molecular function (GO): protein binding
Source: RefSeq, a predicted model, not a curated record
AUGAUAGUGCAUUACAUAAUAUUACUGUUGUGGUCACUACUAGUAUUAGCCAGUACCAACAAUGACGAGCACUACACCCAAGCCGUUAUUGGAUUGGAACAGCUUGCAAGAAAUUUCACAAGACCCAAUGUAUACAAUAUUGACAAUAUCGAGGGGAACUUGUACAUACCCCAGUUUGAUCAAUUGACAAAUGACUAUAAAUCAAAACAGGAGAAGCCACAGCCACCACUAGAAUUAACUCGACGCAUUAUCCCACUUUUGAAAAAGUCAGCAUCAGAAUCCCGUAAUGUCAAUGCACUAGUAACUUUGGGAGACCUAUACUUGUUUGGAAAUUACUCAUUGACUCCAGACUAUUACAUGGCAAAAGAGUAUUAUCAGGAAGCAGUAAGUUUGGCUCCCAAUGGUCAUGCAUAUUUCAUGUUAGGUUACAUAUAUUCCACGGGUUUGUUUGGAACGUUUCCAGUGGACCAAGAACGAGGAGUUUUAUACUAUCAAUUUGCAGUGGAAAAUGGUGACAGGAAUGCCCAAAUGGUCAUGGCCUACAAAAACUUUAAAGGUUUGGGAGUGCCGAAAAAUUGUGAGUUGGCAUUGGAGUAUUAUACGGAUUUGGUAGAACAAGGUAAAGAUUGGAUGUCAAAGAAUGAUGCCGAUGGCCAGGUGGACUACAAUAUCAGAAUAUCUGAUUUCAAUGGUGGGUUGUAUGGAGAGAAAAUGAGUGAAACCACUUCUACCAUUGAAAUUAGAUCAAAAUAUUUCAAAGACCUUCGAAACAGCUUUGAAGAAUACAAGUUGACUGCCAAUGAGCAUGAAUAUGCCACUUUGUUCUAUAAUGCAUUGGAAAGCUAUAAAGGCGAUUAUUUUGUACCCAAAAACUUGACCAAGGCUUUCCUUACUUUCCAAGAAUGCGUUGAUUUGGGAGAAGAAAUCUAUGGUGCUUCUGAUUAUAAGAAUAUCGAUGGCAUAGACAAAAUGUUUUUGAGUUCAUGUCAAUCCAAAUUAGGAAGAAUGUAUUUGAAAGGUAUGGGUGUUUCUAAUAACACCAAGAAAGCCAAGCAAAUUUUGGAUCGGUCAUUAAAAGUACAAGGUACCCCCGAAGCGUUGAAUCUUUUGGGUUUCAUUGAAGACCAAGGGUUAUUGGGUGAACCUAAUGUCACAAAGGCAGUUGACUACUAUGUAGCUGCUAUUAAGAAAAAAUCUUCUGAAGCCAAUAGAAACUUGGCCAAGUUGUUAAUGAGAAUGAAUGGAGGUGAUCCACAUACGAGUGAGCAUCACAAGGAAAUCUACACAUACAUGAAGGAUGCGGUGUACCACCGAGACACAGAGGCUUUAUAUUAUAUGGGGAGCUUUUUACAAUCUGGUUUAUCCAAAAUUGCCGACUCAAAAAAUGAUAUUUCCUGCCCUAACAUAGUCAUGUACUACCGUGUUUUCCUUGAAAGGUUAUCUUCCUUUUACGCGCCACAUUUGAAGUUUGCUUUUGAAGAGUUGAUCGCUGGGAACUACCAAAAUGCUCUUAUUGGAUAUCUGAUAGCGGCCGAGCAUGGGUUUGAAGAAGCCCAAAUAUCAGCUGCAUACUUGUUAUAUCAAUUACAACCACUUUAUUCCAAACAACCACCAAAAACUUUUGUUCCUGAAAGAGUUGAAAUGGCAGUAGAUUAUCUUGAAAGAGCGUCAAAACAGUCAAAUGUAGACGCUACUAUUUUACUUGGUGAUUUAUAUUCAGGUCAAGCAGGAGCUUCUCAUAUUACACCAGACUUUGAUCGGGCAUUCAAUUAUUACCGAACAGCGGCGGAAAGAGAAUCAUCUCAUGGUGCCUAUAAACUUGCCGAAAUGUAUGAGUAUGGAAUAGGACCAGCAAAUAACUCGGUGGACUACUUUAUGGCGAAACGUUAUUAUGACUUUAGUCUAAAAUACAAUGAAAUGCUCAAUCAUGCGAAACUGGAAUCACCAUCUCAAUUCGUAUCUGGCAAAACACACAUCGACUGGGCUCUAUUGAGAUUGCGCUUGAAAUAUUUAUUUAAUAGACUGGCUUCCAAACAGUCAGGAAACUCCGAUGGCGGGUGGUUAAGUGCAUUUAAAAAAGUGGGUAACAGAGUACCCAACGAAGUCCCUCAAGACUCCAAUAGCAUUUCAAGAGCGAAUGCACAUCAUGAGGGUGGCACGUAUAAUGAUGAUUUGAUUGAAGAGUACGAUAUUGGGGAUUACUUGGUAAUUGCUAUGACGUUUAUAUUUUUCUUUGUGUUUUUUGUACAAAACAUCUUGAGACAGUUUAGAAGAAUGAGAAACGGUCAACGGAGAGAUGAAGCAAAUAACAACAACAAUAACGGUGACGAUAAUGAUGACAAUCAAGGGCAAAAUGGCUGGAAUGGUAAUCAAUUCCAUUUCAAAAGAGGUAAUUUUGAAUUUCAUUUCUUUGCUAUAUAG